Messenger RNA from Otolemur garnettii (small-eared galago), 2916 nucleotides. RefSeq names its product NLR family pyrin domain containing 4 (gene NLRP4). The coding region runs from base 1 to 2916 and encodes 971 amino acids. Gene Ontology annotation, biological process: regulation of inflammatory response. The transcript has 9 exons. Gene Ontology annotation, molecular function: protein binding. The record is from RefSeq and is a predicted model, not a curated record. Gene Ontology annotation, cellular component: cytoplasm. NCBI's taxonomy places the organism in Eukaryota, Metazoa, Chordata, Mammalia, Primates, Galagidae.
AUGGCAUCAUCUUUCUUCUCUGAUUUUGGGCUCAUAUGGUAUCUAGAGGAGCUCAAUAAGAAGGAGUUCAAAAAAUUUAAGGAGCAUUUUAAGCAAGAGACUUUGAAACUUGAACUCAAGCAAAUAUCCUGGACCAAAGUGAAAAAAUCAUCCCGGGAAGACCUGGCCAACCUGCUUAUCCAGCAAUAUGAGGCCCAGCAAGCAUGGAAUUUGACAUUAAGGAUAUUUCACAGGCUGGGUAGGCAGGAUCUCUGUGAUAAGGUCCAGAGAGAGCGCACAGAACACAAAAAGAUCUAUAGAGCUUAUGUUAAGAAUAAGUUCAGCAGCCUUUACGCCAGCAAAUCCAUCACUGACUUUUUUGAAUGUUUUGGUGAGAACGUCAGACCAGAAGAACUCAAAUAUAUGCACCUCCUUUUUGCUGCCAAAGAAACUGGGCAGCGGUCACAUACCACGGUCUUGCAAGGAGCACAGGGCGUCGGGAAAACAACAUUUCUGAUGAAGCUGGUCCUGGGCUGGGCAGAGGGCAGCCUCUUUCAGGACAAAUUCCUCUAUGUGUUCUACUUCUGCUGCCGAGAACUCAGGCAGGUGAAGGAGACCAGCUUGGCCGAUCUGAUGUCCAGGAACUGGCCUUACCCUUCACCUGCUCCUAUCACAGAGAUCGUGACCCACCCAGAGAAACUCUUGUUCAUCAUCGAUAGCUUUGAAGAACUGAAAUGUGACUUGAGUGAACCCGAGUCAGACCUGUGCGGUGACUGGAUGAAGCAGCAGCCGGUCCGGGCGCUGCUGAGUGGUUUGCUGAGGAAGAAGAUGCUCCCGGAGGCCUCGCUGCUCGUGGCAGUGACGCCCGUGUGCCCGGCAGAGCUUCAGGCUCGGCUGGUGUGCCCAGAACUCAUAACGCUGUCUGGAUUCAGCGAGGGGGAAAUAGAGCUCUAUUUCCGCUCUUUAUUCCCAAGCAGGAAUAGAGCCGCGGAGGCGUUCCGUUCUGUAAGAGAGAAUGCACAGAUAUAUUCCCUGUGCCACGCCCCCCGCAUUUGCUGGGUUAUAGGCACCUGCAUGAAGCAAGCGGUGGAGAAAGGCAGAGAGCUGGCGCCCAUCUGCCGAUGUCUCACCUCUCUGUACGCCUCUUCCAUCUUGAACUUGUUCACCGACAAGGAUGCCAGUUGUCCAAGUCCACAGAGCCGGGUCCGGCUGAGAGGCCUGUGCUCCCUGGCUGUAGAGGGCAUGUGGACCGAUGUGUUUGAAUUUCAUGAUGAGGAUCUCAGGAGAAAUGGAAUAGCGGACUUGGAUGUCCCAGCAUUGCUGGAUACCAACAUUUUCCUGAAAUGCACAGAGAGCUCGUACACAUUCGCGCACAGGAGCAUCCAGGAGUUCUGUGCUGCCAUGUUCUACCUGCUGAGGCGCGACCAUCCCAACCCGGCCGUCAGAUCCAGAGAGACCCUCCUAGCUGCCCAUCUGAAGAAAGUAAAAAAAGCACGUUGGAUUCACUGGGGAAGUUUCCUAUUUGGCUUUUUAAAUGAAAAGGAACAAGAAAAGGUAGACAAAUUUUUUGGCUUCCAACCCUCCCAAGAGAUCAGGCAGCAAUUUCACCAGAUCCUGAAGAACUUAGAAGAAUGUGAAGGUCUGCGGGGGCAGACUGAUUUCUUGGCAUUGUUUUACUGUCUUUUCGAGAUGGAGGAUGCGGUCUUCGUGAAGGAGGCAGUGAACUUCCUCCAAGACAUUAACUUUUCUAUCAAUAAUGAGUUGGACCUGGAGGUUUGUGCCUACUGCUUAAAAUACUGCUCUGGCUUGAGGAGACUUUCGUUUUCAGUCCCAAAAGUCAUUGAGGAGGAUGGACGUGGCUGUAGGUCAAGUUGUAAUGUCGUUCAUUGGCAUCACAUUUUCUGUGUGUUCAUAACCAAUGAGCACCUCAAAGAAUUGGAAAUAAUAAACACUGACUUCUGCCAAUCUAGUUUGGAGAUUUUGUGCAAUCAGCUGAGAUUUCCCACCUGUCACCUUGAAAAGCUUCAGCUAAAUUGUGUUUCCUUUUCUGGUGGAAGUAGUGUUUUCUUUGAGGUGCUUUCUCACAGCCCAGACUUGAAAUAUUUGAACCUCCGCAAUGUAAAUCUUUCCUGCGAUGACAUGAAGAUACUCUGUAAAGUCUUGAGCUCGUCAAUGUGCAACAUAGAACAAUUAGUGUUGUCUGGCUGCUUUCUCAGGAAUCCUUCCUGGGACUUACUCCAUGCAGUUCUUAGUAAAAAAAGCCUGUGCUCUCUGGACCUCAGCACAAGCAGCCUAUACAACAAAGGACUGAAAGUUCUCUGUGCAGCCCUGAGACACCCAGACUGCUGCCUCCAGUCACUGGGUUUGGCCAAUUGUUCUUUCACUGCUGCGGGCUGUCAAGACCUUGCCUCAGUUCUUACCAGCAAUCAAAAGCUGACAAGUCUGCAGAUUGGGCUCAACAAGAUAGGAGACGUGGGUGUGAAGGUGCUGUGUGACGCUCUGACGCAUCCCAACUGCCACCUGGAGAUUCUUGGGUUGAAGGAUUGUGGGUUGACCAGUGCCUGCUGCAGGGACCUCUAUUCCGCUCUCACCAACAGUAGGACCCUACGGGUGCUGGACCUGACCCUGAACACCUUGGACCACAGAGGAGUGGCUGUGCUCUGUGAGGCCCUGAAAUACACAGCGUGUCCCCUGUGGUUUCUUGGGCUGCCAAAAACUAGAGUUGAUGAGGAAACCCAGAUGCUUCUGACAGCCGUGGAAGAGAGAAAUCCGCACUUGACAGUUCAUAGGCAUUUAGUGAAGCCGAGACGGGACCACAGCGAAUUUCCCCCUUUUUCUGCUAACAGUGUGCCCUACUUCUUUUUGAAAACUAUUCCCCUUCCUAACUCUGCCAGCAGUGGGCAGAUUGUGGAAAUUAGGUCAUCCACGGCCCGUUAA